CCUCACUCUGCAAACAAAGGUACGGAACUCUUUCUUUUUUCAUUUCUGAUCCUUGUUUACGCUUGAUCAAUUUUCUUGUCACCUGACUAUUUUUGCCUUUUUCCUUUUUGCCUCUGCUAAAGCCGAACCACCUUAUUUUCUCUGAUUGACCCUGUUGCCAUGAAGACCUCGCCGUUUGUGAAGCGAAUCUUGGCUUUAUUCAAGAAAACUCAAGAGAAACCAGAGACGCCGCAGUAUCCUUCCGACUUGCUUCAACAAUACAAGGUCACCAAGCGCACCCUGGGUGUAGGCUCAUUUGCAGUUGUAAAGGAAUGCAUACAUCGCACAUCGGGUCAACCAUUUGCUCUCAAGAUCAUACUUAAAAAAGCAAUUGCAGGAAAGGAGCAUAUGCUGGAUAGCGAGCUGGAUAUUCUAAAGCAAGUGCGGCACCCAAACAUCGUUUCUAUGCAUGGAUUGUAUGAAUCGAAAGACGCCGUUUACAUCGUUACGGACCUUGCUGGUGGCGGUGAAUUAUUUCAGCAGUUAUUGAACAAAGGCAACUACACAGAGAAAGACGCAGCCCAACUGGUUCGACAAAUUCUGGAAGGAUUAGCCUACCUUCACGAGCAUGAUAUUGUGCAUCGAGACUUGAAGCCUGAAAACUUAUUAUUCCAUACCCCGGCUGACAAUGCCAAUUUGAUGAUUACCGAUUUUGGAUUGUCAAAAAUCCUCAAAAAUCAUGAUGACAUCCUGACCACAGCAUGUGGUACGCCAGGUUAUGUGGCCCCCGAAGUAUUGAAGCAAAAAGGCUAUGGUAAACCGGUCGAUCUCUGGAGCGUUGGCGUCAUUAUGUUCACGUUACUAAGUGGUUACACACCUUUUUGGGGUGAAGACCAGGCGACUUUAUUCGAGUGUAUUCUUUCCGGGCGCUAUGAGUUUGAUGAUGCUUAUUGGUCCGAGAUUUCUCCUGCGGCCAAGAAUCUCGUGGAUCGAUUGUUGACCUACAACCCGAGUCAACGCAUUACAGCAGAAGAAGCGUUGCAACACCGUUGGAUCCGAAAUGCGACCGGAAAAGAGACCCGCCCAACCAUGAAUCUUGCUCCUCAUGUCCGUCGAGGACUAUCAAGCCAGCAAUCCAUUCGUUCCGUCAUGACCACGCUCACCGCCUUUAAU
Radiomyces spectabilis is the source of this 1152-nucleotide messenger RNA. RefSeq names its product kinase-like domain-containing protein. Lineage: Eukaryota; Fungi; Mucoromycota; Mucoromycetes; Mucorales; Radiomycetaceae. Gene Ontology annotation, molecular function: ATP binding; protein kinase activity. Gene Ontology annotation, biological process: protein phosphorylation. The record is from RefSeq and is a predicted model, not a curated record. The annotation marks the transcript as partial. The transcript is spliced from 7 exons.